Molecule: messenger RNA, 1320 nt
Organism: Penicillium alfredii
Lineage: Eukaryota; Fungi; Ascomycota; Eurotiomycetes; Eurotiales; Aspergillaceae
Exons: 4
Coding region: 1-1320 (439 amino acids)
Source: RefSeq, a predicted model, not a curated record
AUGUCUCGUUAUGACGAUUAUCGGUCGUCGACAGGCACCCUCGACUCCCGCGACCGCUAUGAUCGGUACUCGCGGGGUCCCCCGGUAGCCGAACGACCCCGCCACGCCGAGGGCGAGCGAUUCGAGUCUCGUCUGCGCGAAGACGACCUAUACGGCCCGCCGGCACGGGCUCCAGGCCGAUACUAUGAAGACGACCACCUGGUUCAGCCUGCUGGUCCCCUGGUGGCGCAUGACCGCCGUCGUCGCCGUGACGAAAGCCCCUCCUUCCAACGACCCCGUCUCCUUAGGCGGCAGUCGUCUCUUGAUACCUUCGAUCGUCCUCCACGCCGCAGAAUGGAUGCAGACCGCGCCCCGCGUAUGGCCCGGGUGCCUGCACCACCGCCCCCUCGGCGAUACUCGCCGGGACGAUAUCGUGAGCGCGAGGUCUACGAGGAUAUAAGAAUCGCAGAGCCCGACUACUACGGCGAUGAGGAAUACAGAGAACUUCGUGACAGAGAACUCAUGGCUGAUCGUCGACGCCGUUCGAGUAGCGGGGCCCAUCACCGCGAGAGGCACGAGGACAAGCCGUAUCCGCGCAAAGGCAAGACUCGUCUCCCACGCCGGCUUGUGCAUAUCCAUGCCAUCCUGGAUUUGGGGUAUCCGUUCAAGGAGGAAGACGAUGUGAUUGUGAUCCAGGUGGCCUUAUCCAAGGACCAGAUCGACGAAGUGAUCAGUCUGAGUCGGGAAUUCCGCCGGCCCUCUCCCACGGAAACCGAAUUUCUCCAUAUCCCCGCUUCCCCGGCUCGAGAUUGGCCUCGGGAGCGCUUAAUGACAGAACACUUGACUGUCGAUGCCCAUUCCCCGCGCUCGAGCCACAAUGCCUUUAUUGUUGAGGCGUCGCCAUCGCGAUAUCGAUCCCACUCGCGCCGUCCAGAUAUCGAGUAUGAGGAGCUGAUAGAAAGACCCCGGGUACGAGGCAUCUCUCGACCGCGGUCCGUGUCCGUCCAUGGACGCCGUCGGUUGUCAUCGCCCGUGCAAUUGAUUGAACCACGACGCCACGAGGAGCGCCUUGAGUCUGACAGGCUUCACCCCGGUCCUCUAGCCAUCGUCGCACGUCCCCGCCACAGCGAUAAUGACGUCAGUAACUAUAUUCGCGAUCUGGAAGAGGAGAUGCGACUCCUUCGACUGGAGCGACAAGGCGGGAUAGAGAUUACCCAGCGGCGCGAAAUGGACACCAUUGACAAUCGGGGCAAUGAGGAGGAAGUGACCGAAAUCCGGCAGCAAGAGCGCAAAGAACCGAACUCCCGGAUUAUGCGUGCGAUGAUGGCCACGCUGACUUGA